Panicum hallii is the source of this 2157-nucleotide messenger RNA. RefSeq names its product RAN GTPase-activating protein 1-like. The record is from RefSeq and is a predicted model, not a curated record. Gene Ontology annotation, molecular function: protein binding; GTPase activator activity. Bases 180 to 1817 code for a protein of 545 amino acids. Lineage: Eukaryota; Viridiplantae; Streptophyta; Magnoliopsida; Poales; Poaceae. The transcript has 2 exons.
GACCUAGCCCCCCACGCACGCACAGCACCCUCGCACUCGGACGGACGCACGCACGCACGCAGGCGCCCGCCCGCCCGAGCGCCGCCGCUCGCCGUCGCCGGCGACGAGCCGCCGCCCGCCGGCAAGGAGGAGCGCCGGCUGCAAUCUCCUGGUGCCGUGUCAAUUUCGAAGCUUUUCACAUGGAUUCAACAGCACAAGACUUCCAAGCCAGGACAUUCUCCAUCAAGCUGUGGCCACCGAGUGAAAGCACACGCCUCAUGCUUGUAGAGAGGAUGACCAAAAACCUGUCCACUGAGUCCUUAUUUUCCCGCAAGUAUGGACUUUUGGGCAAGGAAGAGGCUCAUGAGAAUGCUAAAAGGAUUGAACAGCUGUGCUUUGCAUCUGCAGAUGAGCAUUUCAAGAAAGAACCUGAUGGUGAUGGGAGUUCUGCUGUCCAGCUGUAUGCUAAAGAAACUAGCAAGAUGAUGUUGGAAGUUCUUAAGAAAGGCCCAAGGGUUACUACAGAAUCAGAAGUGCCAGUAGCUGAUACACCUCUUGGGCCUGGUGAUACUGUAUUGGAUAUAUCUGGUGGCAAGCGUGCCUUUAUCGAGGCAGAUGAAGCAAAGGAACUGUUGAGUCCACUUACCAAACCAGGAAACUCAUAUAAAAGGAUUUGCUUUAGCAACAGGAGCUUUGGUGUUGAUGCUGCUAAUGUUGCAGGAUCUAUUCUCGAGUCAGUUAAGAAUCAGCUUACAGAGGUAGAUAUAUCUGAUUUUGUUGCAGGAAGGCCAGAGGACGAAGCUCUUGAUGUGAUGCGCAUAUUCUCCAAAGCACUGGAGGGUUCUGUACUGAGAUAUCUAAACAUCUCCGACAAUGCACUAGGUGAGAAGGGUGUCAGGGCAUUCAGUGAGCUCCUGAAGUCACAGGAAAAUCUGGAGGAACUCUAUGUCAUGAACGAUGGCAUAUCAGAGGACGCUGCAAAAGCUCUUUCUGAGCUUAUUCCUUCAACUGAGAAGCUUAAGGUUCUCCACUUCCACAACAACAUGACUGGAGAUGAAGGUGCUGUGUAUGUUGCUGAGAUGGUUAAGCGGUCUCCAAAUCUGGAGAGUUUCAGGUGCUCAGCAACAAGGAUAGGAUCUGAUGGUGGUGUCGCAUUGUCCGAGGCAUUAGGGACAUGCACACAUCUGAAGAGACUGGAUCUUAGGGAUAACUUGUUCGGUGUUGAUGCAGGGAUUGCUCUCAGCAAAUCCCUUCCAAAGCUUCCUGAUCUCGUUGAGCUUUACCUCAGUGACCUCAAUCUUGAGAAUAAGGGUACAGUAGCAAUUGUCAAUGCCCUCAAACAGUCAGCACCUCAGUUGGAAGUCCUUGAAUUGGCUGGAAAUGAAAUAAAUGCCAAGGCAGCCCCGGCUUUAGCAGAAUGCCUAACAGCCAUGCAGUCACUCAAGAAGCUGACCUUGGCUGAGAAUGAACUCAAGGAUGCCGGUUCUGUGAUUAUUGCAAAAUCUUUGGAAGAUGGUCAUGCAGAUCUGAAGGAACUUGAUGUAAGCACAAACAUGUUUCAGAGGGCUGGAGCACGCUGCUUUGCACGGGCAGUUGCAAAUAAACCUGGUUUUGUGCAACUGAACAUCAAUGGUAAUUUCAUCUCUGAUGAAGGGAUUGAUGAGGUGAAAGAUAUUUUGAAGGCUGGUAAGAAUUCGCUGGAUGUUUUGGGCUCACUAGAUGAGAACGAACCUGAUGGGGAGCCUGAUGAUGGUGAUGAGGAGGAGGAUGACGAAGAUGCCAAGGACGAUGACGUCGAGGAUGGGCUGGAUUCGAAGCUGCAGAACGUACAGGUGUAGCAGGAUGAUGAACCAUGAAUAGGCUAACUAGUUCUAGCUUUUGGUCCAGUAAUCUUCUGAAUACCAGCUAGGCUGUUUGGAGUGGCGCCUAACCCGCCACAGCGUGCCUAACUUGUGGCGCUCAAAACGGCCGCCACACCUGUGGCGGAAAAAGUGUGGCGCGCCGUGGCGGGUUAGGCGGCACUCCAAACAGCCCCUGAGUCUAGUGAUCUAUCCUUGCCGUUUAUCAGAACCUUUUGUAACUUCUGAACUUUGGUAUCUGUGGUUGUCAGGGUCAGGUGAAGCUGACUUCAAACUUAUUUCAUGGACCCUAUUUAGUACUCCAACAUAUUUGCUGUGA